This is a messenger RNA of Seminavis robusta, 1398 nucleotides long. The record is from the annotation of a GenBank genome assembly. NCBI's taxonomy places the organism in Eukaryota, Bacillariophyta, Bacillariophyceae, Naviculales, Naviculaceae.
AUGUUGUCGACAAGACAAGUCAUGGCAUUGACGUCCAAAACAGCAAGAACAGCCAGUUUUCCGUCCUCUAUAAAUCACGUCAUGGCUCCCAUGGUAGCAGCCAGCGAUUAUCCCUUUCGGUGUUUGUUGCGUCAACACGGCGUGGAUUUGUGUUUUACGCAAAUGAUGCACGCCAAGAAUUUGGUGAACGACAAACAAUUUCGAAAGACGCAUCUCGAUUUGCUGGAGUUUCUACCAUCACCACCUCCGCCACUGCUGUUGCCACAACAAGAACGGUUCCUACAGGGAUCACGCAUAUUACUAACGCCUGACGAUGAAAGAACCAAAUUCACACGAGGCCCGCUGAUUGCCCAAUUGGCCGGUCAUGACGUGGAUGCCGUCGUACAAGCGGCUGCCGUGCUCAUGGAAUCUUCCCAAGGACAACUCACCGGGAUUGACUUGAAUCUGGGAUGUCCUCAACACAUUGCCCGCAAGGGACACUACGGCGCCUUUAUCAUGGAAGACGAUCCCCAACGAGUUUACGACAUUCUCACGGCUCUCUCGACGUAUAUGGCGGAAUCCUAUCCACAAACCAUGGUAUCCGCCAAGAUUCGAUUGCCCCUCGACGAUAGUACGUUGGCGGAACGCAUUCCUCGGUUGAUUCAAACGGGAAUUUCCUUUUUGACCAUUCACGGACGCACGUUGCACGAAAACAAAACCAAAGUACGAGCGUGUCACGUCGAUCGCAUGACCAAGGCCAUUCAAACGGCUCGUGCCGUGCAACCUGAUUUUCCCGUCAUUGCCAAUGGCGGAAUCGAAACCUAUGACGAUGUCAUUGCCAUUCAACAGCAAACCGAUGCCACGGCCGUCAUGAGUUCCGAGGCACUCUUGGAAACUCCCAAUGUUUUUAUGUCAUCGUCGUCAUCGUCAAAAGCACCCCCACAAGUGAUAUUCCAACAACAAUUCCAAUUCGCACACGACUAUCUCGAUUGGUGCACCCGGUAUCCACCUCUUCCAGGAGUAUUAGGCAAUCACGGAAGUUUGUGCAUUUGUCGAGGACACUUGUUCAAAUUCUUGCAUCGCUAUUUGCAAGAACACCCCGAUCUGCGAGACGCAUUGGGAUCGCCAAAAUUGACGACAUGUGUGCAACUACGAGAUAUUGUCGACACGUUACAGUCGCGCUAUGAUGAUGACACGGUAUGGUCCGUACUAUCGUCCCAACCUAACGCGAGCUGGUAUCGACGUCAUCGCGAUGCUCUGGAGCGUGUUCAUACCCGCCGUGGAGGCGCCACUCCAAUCGCAGUACAAGCGUUGUUGUCUGUACCAGAGAAAAAGGCAUUGCUGCGAACACGCAUUGCCAAACUACAGCAACAAAACAAAGAAAAGGCCAUGUCGUCGUCGUCGUCCUCAGUACUAUGA